AUGACGGACGACGUGGAGAUCCCCUCCAACGGCAACCGCCGUCGCUCGUUAACCACCACUAGUACCGACAGCAGCGACAGCAGCUGCACCCUAGAUAGCGUCACCAUCGACAACGACCCUGACCGCUUCUACUGCAUCGAUUUGACCGGCGCAGUCGAUCAGUGGGACGAGACCACCGCCCGGCCCGCCGACAUCAUCGACCUCACCAACGACGCGGAAAUCAACGACGGUGAUUACCUGACUGAUGGCAGCUUCCAGCGCCUGCUUGAACGCUGGACACUAGAAGCGGAGCCCGAGAUCCCGGUCCCGCCCCAGAGACACGCCACGCAUGAACUCUGCAACGACGGCAUCAUCUACCGCGAGGGCCAGUCGGUCGAGCUGCAGGAUGGAACUUUUCUUCGCAUCACAACCACUCUAGAAGAGGACGCUUCAGGGGCGAAGUACCUCCUCGGCCGUAGGCUCAUCCGCAGCACCGCCCACAAGGGCACGUACAUCCCGAAGCGGCAGGAUGAAUUGGUCUGGAUCGCAAAUGAGAUGGCGGAUGUCGCGCUGGAUGAUGUCAAGCGGUUCGUGCGCAUUCAUUUCACCAACAAUUGCCACAUGGACCAGGACUGCCAAAAAGCCCCCGGGGCACUGCUCUGCCGUCUCAAGGAGAUCCCCGAGGAUGAAAACGACGUGUCGGUGGAGUAUCUGUCCUUCGACGAGGCGGACGAGGAAUACCGCAUUGACCCGGCGACACUGCGGCAGGCCUGGCGGGGCCACACCGAGCCGUUUGGGAGCGCCCAUUCCCCCACCCCCGCCACGACCCCUCCGCCCCGCGACCCCGUGCCACGCAACCCCGUGAUCGUGAUCGACCUGUCCCCCGUCGUGAUCGACCUUGAUGCGGAGGACCCCAAGCCCGAGGCUCGGAAGAACCGGCAGUAUACCUUUGGAGACGGGUUCUGUGGCGCAGGAGGCGUGUCGUGCGGGGCCCGCCAGGCAGGUCUGCAGGUGAAGUGGGCGUUUGACAUCUCGCGGCCGGCGAUCACCACGUACGGGCUGAAUUUCGAGACUGCCGAGUGUGAACAGAGUGACGUCUUCAGCUUCUUGACCAACGGGUAUGAGUUUCUGAAGGUGGAUGUGAGCCACGGCUCCCCACCGUGCCAGACGUUUUCUGCCGCCCACACGAUCGAGUGCGAGACCGACGACGCCAACUCGGCUUGUAUUUUCUCCUGCGCAGACUUGAUCCGCCGGUGUCGCCCACGGGUGCACACGAUGGAGGAGACGAGUGGGCUGUUCGAGCGGCACCGCGACACGUUCUACCGCAUCAUCCAGGAUUUCGUGGAGGUGGGGUAUUCCGUGCACUGGAAGGUGCUGAACUGUAUGGACUACGGGGUGCCGCAGUCUCGACGCCGACUGAUCAUUCUUGCUUCAGGACCCGGAGAGACCCUCCCCCAAAUCCCCGGCCCCACACACGGGCUCCCCGGCAGCGGCCUCCACCCAUACACCACCAUCAACCAAGUCAUCGAGGCCAUCCCGGCGGGGGCAUCCGACCACGACGUAAUCAAAGCGGAAGCGCGAAUGAUGCGCUGGGGUCCGCGUGCGCAGUACGACGCCAACCAGCAGGCGCGGACGAUUACCACAGGGGGCGGGGACAACAACUACCACCCGUCUGGACGGCGCGGGUUCACCAACCGCGAGUUUGCGUGCCUGCAGACGUUCCCACUCGAGUAUCGGUUCGGCAGACACGAAGUGCGCAAACAGAUCGGCAAUGCGGUGCCGCCGAUGUUGGCGAAAGCGUUGUUUGGGGCUGUGGUGGAAUCUUUGAGGCGGACGGAUGAGGGGGAAUCUUCUUAG
Molecule: messenger RNA, 1836 nt
Organism: Aspergillus candidus
Lineage: Eukaryota; Fungi; Ascomycota; Eurotiomycetes; Eurotiales; Aspergillaceae
Product: DNA cytosine methyltransferase
Exons: 2
Coding region: 1-1836 (611 amino acids)
Cellular component (GO): nucleus
Molecular function (GO): methyltransferase activity
Source: RefSeq, a predicted model, not a curated record